AUGCUUGAAUCCGACGGCGACUACGACAACCAACACGCCUCAAAACGUCCCAAGCUCAAGCGGAAAUCCCACACGAAAUCGCGAACAGGGUGCUCGAUUUGCAAAGCACGUCGUAUCAAGUGCGAUGAGGUACAACCGCAUUGUGCGAAUUGCGUGAGGCAUGGAUCGCAAGAGGAGUGUGACAUCGAGAGUACGAUGCGGAAGGGUGAAGACGAGCGUGAAGAAGGAGAAGGAGAGGAUAGAGGAGAUGAGAGGAAGGAGGUCUUGGUACUUGGUUUUGGUGGAGGCUCCGAGGGCGUGGUGAAGGCACCUGCCCGCAGAGCAUCGGCUACGGUUAGUCAUGAUGAUGGACCGAUCAGGAAGAGACGUGCGGUUGAAGGAUCUCGAUCUGUUGCUUUGACUGUGUCGCCCAGCACGAGUACGGGAACAGCAGCACUGGCACGCUGGACUUCUGCAACGAUCGAUAGUGCGUCGAAACGAUUGCAGAACGCCGCUAUGGGAAUUGGUUCCACGGAUGGAAUAUUACACCCAGUGGUGAAUACGACUUCUAUCUUUGGAGCGGCUACGACGAACGGUUUCGUGAACACUGCGAUACCCACUGAACCCGCACAUAGCAACUUCACCAAUCUAUCACCACCAGGACCGUCAUCAGCCAUCUUCAAUCUUUACUUCACCACCCCAACAAACCUCACAAUAUCCCCAACCGCCCUAUGCAUCCCCCCAUCCCCCCUCCAACUCUCCCAACUCGCCACCGCCUCUCCAACACCCAGCCUCACCCCAGGCGGCGGCUACCUCUCCCACCUCCGCCUCCUCCACAACUACAUCUCCCGCACAGCACAUACCCUCGCAGACCCACACACAUCCGGCCUCUGGCUCCACCAAAUCCCCGACCUCGCAUUCGGGUCAUCCACACCCGAUGGGGGAAACAGUCUCAUGCACGCAAUCCUAGCCCUCUCGUCCGCCCAUCUCGACACCGGCAAUUCAGCACCGCAUCCAAGCGCACUGACUCUCCAUCAUCGUACCUUUGCCUACACCACCUUCCACCAAACCCUCAUCUCACCUACUCCGUCUACCGCGGCUAUACUCAUGCUCACUUCCAUCGCACUCGCGAUCUUGGAAGUGGCGCUUACGCGAUGGAAUUCGAACACCAGUCCAAACGCAUAUGGAGAGGGUAUAGCGAUGGGGUGGAUUCAGGGGAUGAGGAGCGUUAGGGGCGUUAUGGGAGUCUUGAGGCAGAGGGGGCUGAUGGGGAGGGAGGCAUUUGAGGCAAUUGCUAGUGUUGCUGGUCAUGGGGUUGGUGGAGUGAUGGAGGACAUGGGAGAGUGGGAGCGUAACAUGCCGCCUGUGCUCCAGCCACUCCUCUCGAACCCGCGUUACACGGGAGCGAUUCGACAAUUGCUAUGGCUGAGACAAUCUGGAGCCGGAGCUAGCUUAUCCCAGAUUCUGGCGUGGCCGACGGUACUUGAGGAGGAGUUUAUUCGGGCUCUCCAAGAAGGGCAUCAUGGUGCUUUACUGGUCGUGAGGGAGUAUUAUGGCAUACUGAGGGGGUUGAGGCAGGUGCCGUGGUGGGUCGAAGGGCUGAAGGCGAGAGCCGGGAAAUAG
Messenger RNA from Saitoella complicata NRRL Y-17804, 1602 nucleotides. RefSeq lists its product as uncharacterized. The transcript has a single exon. Gene Ontology annotation, biological process: regulation of transcription by RNA polymerase II. Gene Ontology annotation, molecular function: DNA-binding transcription activator activity, RNA polymerase II-specific; zinc ion binding. Bases 1 to 1602 code for a protein of 533 amino acids. NCBI's taxonomy places the organism in Eukaryota, Fungi, Ascomycota, Saitoellomycetes, Saitoellales, Saitoellaceae. The record is from RefSeq and is a predicted model, not a curated record.